This is a messenger RNA of Phaeodactylum tricornutum CCAP 1055/1, 951 nucleotides long. RefSeq lists its product with no specific name. NCBI's taxonomy places the organism in Eukaryota, Bacillariophyta, Bacillariophyceae, Surirellales, Neidiaceae. The coding region runs from base 1 to 951 and encodes 316 amino acids. The record is from RefSeq and is a predicted model, not a curated record. The transcript has a single exon.
AUGAUGACGGUACCUCGAGAGAUUGUCUUGGAAGCCUACGCGUGCGAGAACGACGAUGGCGACUACGACGAAGACGAUGACGAGUAUGCGGGAGUCGAUGCGGAGAACGACAACAAGAACGUCAACGGUAGUCCCGAGGCGGCAUGGAAACGUUGGGGUUUAAGUCACGUUCGAUUGUACAAUCGCCUGUCGCCCGCUAUGGAAGAUUCGUCGCUAGCUAUGGAAAAUUCGUCGCCAGCUAUGGAAAAUUCGUCGCCAGCUAUGGAAAAUUCGUCGCCAGCUAUGGAAAAUUCGUCGCCACACCAGUCGCUUCCUCUUCCUAAGAGGACGACAAGGACCGAUGUGGAAGCUGCUGUACACGCUGCCAACAGAACUGCCAACGUAUCCGCAAUAUCAAUCAACGGCGGUGUCAUUCUUAAAAUAGACUCGGGCUCGUCCAAAUCACUCCGCUCCCGCCAACGAGAGUGUAAAUUAUCCGGUGGGUGCAAUCAGUGGCUAGGAAUUGCGACGUGGAGUUUAGUAUUGGCCCUCAUUCAGUUCCAGUUCGACAAAGUUGCGGCAGACUCCGGGGUCGAACCGGAAGACUUCUACACCAUCAGUACACUGGCAUUUCGCGAAUCGUUGUGGACGUAUGGUGCCACUGUCAAUAUUUGUCGCAGCAUAGCUUUCAUGCUUCCGACCAAUCUAUACGUGGAUUCCUGGGCUCCCGAAUUCGGUCUCACUGCUGUACUCCUACUGGUGCUCACGGAACGACCCUUUACGUCCUACGUGGUCCUUCUUGUUGCCAUGAUUGCCUUGAACGUUUGUAUUGCCGCUAGUUGCAUUGGUUUUCUCGUCACGUCCGUGUAUGGACCCGGUACGCAACUGGAUCCACCCACAAGCGCCUUUGGUGACACAGGCAUUCCUCCCGAAGAAAUCUCCUCUCUGGAAUCAUCACUGGAACUCUUGUAG